ACUUCGCGCUCGCGCCACUAUCAAGCAGCAACGAUCAAACGACUUCAAACCAUGCCAAUACGGAGAGCCCCGGGACUAGCCAUCCUGGCCGUCCUGGCCAUGGUGCUCACCACGGCCGCUCGCGCCCAGACCUGCGGGUCGCAGGCCGGCGGCGCGACCUGCCCGAACUGCCUCUGCUGCAGCCGCUUCGGAUACUGCGGCAGCACCGCGGACUACUGCGGUGCCGGCUGCCAGAGCCAGUGCAGCGGCUGCGGCCCGGCUCCUCCAGGCGAGGGCGUGGCGUCCAUCGUGCCCAGAGACGUCUUCGACCGGCUCCUCCUCCACCGAAACGACCCCGGGUCCGGGUGCCUCGCCGUCGGGUUCUACACCUACGACGCCUUCCUCGCCGCUGCCGCCGCGUUCCCAGCCUUUGGCACGACGGGGAACACGGACACGCGGAAGCGUGAGGUGGCCGCGUUCCUGGGCCAAACUUCCCACGAGACCACCGGCGGGUGGCCGACCGCGCCCGACGGACCCUACUCGUGGGGCUACUGCUACAAGGAGGAGAGGAACCCGCCGCCCGACUACUACUGCCAGCCGAGUUCCGAGUGGCCGUGCGCUUCCGGCAGGCAGUACUACGGCCGUGGCCCCAUCCAGCUCUCCUGGAACUACAACUACGGCCCGGCGGGGCGCGCGAUCGGCGUGGACCUGCUGAACAACCCGGACCUGGUGGCGACGGACCCCACGGUGUCGUUCAAGACCGCGUUGUGGUUCUGGAUGACGGCGCAGGCGAACAAGCCGUCGCCGCACGCGGUGAUCACAGGGCAGUGGACGCCGUCGGCAGCAGACGUCGCAGCCGGCCGCUCGCCCGGCUACGGCGUGAUCACCAACAUCAUCAACGGCGGCCUCGAGUGCGGCAUCGGCCCAGACCCUCGUGUGGCCGACAGGAUCGGGUUCUACCAGCGGUACUGCGACAUCCUCGGCGUGGGGUACGGUAGCAACCUCGACUGCAACAACCAGAGGCCCUUCGCGAGCGGGUUGUCCGCUGGGUUCGCGGUUCAGUGAAAACGGCCAGUGACAGUGGUACCGCGUAUUAGCUGACCGGUGAUAUGUAAUGGGGCGUCAGCUAGCUACUAUGAGUAAAUAAAUGAAUAAAUCUAAAACAUCUUAGAUUGAA
Molecule: messenger RNA, 1156 nt
Organism: Lolium perenne
Lineage: Eukaryota; Viridiplantae; Streptophyta; Magnoliopsida; Poales; Poaceae
Product: chitinase 2-like
Biological process (GO): cell wall macromolecule catabolic process; carbohydrate metabolic process; defense response to fungus
Molecular function (GO): chitinase activity; chitin binding
Source: RefSeq, a predicted model, not a curated record